Molecule: messenger RNA, 1347 nt
Organism: Morus notabilis
Lineage: Eukaryota; Viridiplantae; Streptophyta; Magnoliopsida; Rosales; Moraceae
Product: NAC domain-containing protein 83
Exons: 3
Coding region: 229-1062 (277 amino acids)
Biological process (GO): regulation of DNA-templated transcription
Molecular function (GO): DNA binding
Source: RefSeq, a predicted model, not a curated record
CUUUCUUUAAAAUUUGGCCCUUUUUUCCCUUCUUGUUCUUGUUCCCCUCUUGUUCAUGUUCACUGCUUUGUCAUAUUCUUUGUGCUCUUAAAUGGACUAUAAAAGCUCCCCAUAAGCUUGCUUACUUCUAUUGUGGCUCAAUUGGGUUUCAUUUAGUUUAUUGAUUAGUUUUUCCCGAAAGCCAUAAUAGUAAUAAUAAUAAUAAUAAACAACAACAAAACAACUCCUAUGGAGAAGCUUAAUUUUGUUAAAAAUGGUGUGCUUAGAUUACCCCCCGGGUUUCGGUUUCACCCAACAGAUGAAGAGCUUGUGGUUCAGUACUUGAAGAGAAAGGCUUUCUCUCACCCUUUGCCUGCUUCCAUUAUUCCUGAAGUUGAUGUUUGCAAGUCUGAUCCUUGGGAUUUACCAGGUGAUUUGGAGCAAGAGAGGUACUUCUUUAGCACAAAGGAAGCGAAGUAUCCAAAUGGGAAUAGAUCAAACAGGGCAACAGGUACUGGGUAUUGGAAAGCAACUGGAAUAGACAAGCAAAUUGUGAGUUCCAAAGGAAACCAAGUUGUGGGCAUGAAAAAGACUCUUGUCUUCUAUAGAGGAAAGCCUCCACAUGGCUCCAGAACUGACUGGAUUAUGCAUGAAUAUCGCCUUGUUAACACCUCAUCCCAGAGCCCUGUGGAAAUUCCAAUGGAAAACUGGGUCCUCUGCCGGAUAUUUUUGAAGAAAAGAGCAAGUAAAAAUGAGGAAGAAAACUGUGGUGGUGAACUUGUUGCUCGGAAAGCAACAAGAGUGAUGAGAAGUAAUAACGCCACCACCAGUACCACUAGCAAUAGGCCUGUUUUCUAUGACUUCAUGAGAAAGGAAAAUACAGAAAGAGAAAGGGAAAGAGCAGACUUGAAUCUUGCUUUGAGUUCAUCAUCUUCUGGUUCAAGUGGAAUCACUGAAGUAUCUUCUAAUAAUAAUCAAGAAGAAGAAUCAUCGGAUGAUCAUCAAGAAGAAGAUAGCAGUAGUUGCAAUACUAUUUCUACUACUACUUUCCCUUAUUUUAGAAGAAAACAAAACUCUAUAUAGUAGUUUAAGUUAAAAUAUUUUAGUAGUAAUCCAAUUCCAGAUUACUUUCUGUAUCGGUAAUGGAGCUUCUUUUUUUCUUCUGGUUUCUCAGUUAGAAUAACGUCUAAAAGGGAAAAAUAUGAUGAGGGUCUUUUUUGGUCUCUUGUUUGUGCUUGUCACUUUGAUAUCAUGAGGAAGAGAAAUAAAAAGAAAAUCCCGCCAAAAGAAUCGGCAUUAACUUACUUUGUAAUCGGUAAUGUGAAGAGCAUUGGAUGUUUAACGGAUGGUUCUUUUGUUUUUGUACAA